AUGGCGGUGGCGAAUCUCAGUACACUGCCCUUUCCGGCAAAGAUCUCUGCUCUCUGUCCACAGCGCCGCCACCGUCUUCUUGGGUCUUCACCCUGCAGCUCGAAACGCCGCCGCCGCCGGGUGGCGGGCGUGGUGGUGGCGGCGUCUUCUGCUGACGCCUCCAAAGCCGGCCCCUCCUUCGACUGGUUCCGCCUACCGGACGUGGGUCUCCGGAAUUGGCCGCAGGGGGAGAGAGAGGGGAGGAGGAGCGAAGGGGUGAAGGCAAAUGCAGUGGAAGAUGGUGAUGGGAGCAGCAGGAAGAAGAAGAAGAAGAGCGGCAGCAAGUGGUGGUGGUGGUCCGGGGACAGAGAGAGCUAUCUGGUGGACGACGCAGAUGCCCUCCCUCUUCCCAUGACCUACCCCAACUCCUCCCCGGCUUCUCCUGAGGAGGUCGAUCGCCGCCUACAGUGUGAUCCCCAGAUCGAGGUCGAUUUUUCUGUCCCCACCUCUCUCUCUCUCUCUCUCUCUCUCUCUCUCUCUCUUUCAAUUUUGGAGAGAAAUUCGCAUCUCACAUUGAAAUGAGAGACGGGUUUUAAUGGAUUGACAAGUUUAUGUUCUAGGAACUCCAUUUCUCAAAAAUCCAUGGGUUUUUCAAAAAAUUUAUACACUCAUACAAGGUUUCGGAUGUCCACUUUUUAUUGCAUAUUGGUGGGGUGAGAUAAGCUUACGAUUUAGCAACAUUGUUUUUUUAUGUAAGAGUUUAUGAGCAGUUCCUUAAAAAGAGAGAGUUGAGGUGUGAAUUUGCAGGUCUACAUAGCACAUUUGAUAAUCGGGCGAUUAUGAAAAAAGUGAAUCGAAUAAUUUUAAAAUCAAGACUAAAUUUCUCUCCCCACUCUCUCUCUCUCUCUCUCUCUCUCUCUCUCUCUCUCUCUCUCUCUCUAGCUCUGUCUCAGAAUUUUCUACUCACUGGGUUGUUGAUUUCGCAUUAAUAGGACUGCAAGGCGAUGGUGUACGAGUGGACGGGGAAGUGCAGAAGCUGCCAGGGGACUGGCUUCGUCAGCUAUUACAACAAGAGAGGCCGCGAGACGAUAUGCAAGUGUGUCCCCUGUCUCGGAAUCGGUAAGCAUUCCGUCUCCAUUUCAUUCUCUUCUUUCCAUCGAUUGCCUCCGUUGUGGUUAGACUGUUCGAUGUUCCAUGGUCUUCUUAGCAGUGAAGCCCUACUCUUUGUUCAUUGUAGAGGGGCCCAGGGAAAAGUCAAACUUUUUCUUCCCGGCAAUGGGAAGAACACAUGACCCACAUGAGUUAUAGUUGACUUUGAGACCCUCUUGUCAGGGUGCUCAUGUGUUUCUGUCGUGGUCAAGGAACCAGCCAUGUAUGCCACCUCUUGCCAUUACUGUACCUCUUUUUGAGAGGACAAUUGUGUGAUCCAUGGAGGGGAAGUAGAGUUAAUUGAUGUAGUAAAGGGAAAAACGCUUCCAGAAUGCAAGUAGCAAGAUGACAUAUCAUAUAUCGUCAUAUGGUUCCCUUUUUUAUGAGAAUCCAUCAUCUAAAAUGUAAUGAUUCUGAUUUCAGAUUCCUGGAAAUUUUUUUACUCUACCCAUUUUCUGAUAAUUCGUCUUUGGCUCCAACUUCAUGUUCUUGGGCAUUGAUGGAUGAAUGUGACCAAGUCAUAACCUUCACUCUGGGGCUUUUAUAUAUAUAUAUAUAUAUAUAUAUUAUCAAAUGUAUAAAAGUCGUUAUCUAUAAUCUAUUUGAGCUUCAUACACUAUUCUUCCAGCGUUUUCUUACAAAGGUUUUCCUAUCCCUGAUAGAGCAGAAGUGUUGGCCUAUAUCAAAAACUGUAAUGAUAACGGAAUUGUAAACAUCAGCAACUCAUCAUUGCAUAAUCACAUUCCUUCUAGGGAAUUCUUUGAACCUAGUCCAAAUAUGAUGAUCCGCUUGGAUCUAUGUUAUAGUCUGAUUCGAAGUAUCCUUUUGUUCUCACAGCACCAUCAGGAUCACUUUUUUCUCUCUUUUUUUUUUUUUUUUUUUUACUGAUUUUGAGUUUUUUAACUUAUGUGGCUAAUUUACAUUUCGCUGAAGGAAACUGUCUCCUCCUUGUGCCUCAGGGGAGGAGAAAGAAUCUGGUUCAUGGUUCCUUGGCAUUUCCUUUUUGGUGAAUUGCCUUCUUUAAAGGGUCAACUUAGUAUUUGUCUUCCGAUUUUUCCUUCUAGUUCAUUGGCAAUGCUCUUAGUAUCAAUGAAUCAUCUGGCUAAUGUAUUUGGAAUUUCCUUGGAAAUUAGGCUCUUUUGUUUCUCUUAGUGCUUCGGUUUAUCUUUCUCCAUUGCUUGCAUUCACCGAUACUAUUUUUUUUGUACAUUUUUGAAAAACAAUUAUCCAUGAUAUUCAUUUUUUACUCAGAUGUAUACCAUACAUUAUGAGCAUUUUUGAAACCCAACUGUGCGCAACAUUUUAAUAAGCAAGACAUGUACACAAGAACAUAAAUUCGAAAAGUCAUUGUAAAUUGGAAUACAAGACCGCACAGCUUUGUUGAUUUAAUUGGAAUUGCCAAACUAAGUUGAUAAAGUGGGGAAAAAAUAUGAUGUUGACCACUAGAUUGGAGAGGGUAAGAAAAUAAAUUUUCAAUUGUAAUAUGCAUGAAUAAUAUACAUGGUUUCAAAAAUUUUAUGCUCUUGAAAUGUCUCAAAAUUGUUAUGCUGGUAUGCCAUGAAACAAGACCCAAAAAAUUUAGUGUGUCCUCAUCCCGAUUCUGAAUGUAGCUGGUACAAGACUGUGGCUGCAUUAUGCUUACAGUGACCUGCAAAGUGGAUGGAUUCUCAACCUUAUUUGACUAUUUACUCAUCUGGUUGCAUUUUCGUGUUUCGAUUCUUUGAUGAAAUGUAGUUUCAGUCAAAAGUAGUGGGAUCAGCAUUGUUACUUUGUAGAUAUGAUUCAUUAUUCUAACUAUCAUAUAGUAAUGACAUAAUUGUGUUUUCAGAAGCAUUGUUACUAUUGAAAGCAACAUGUUUUGAGGACACAAUCAUUUCCAGCCAAUGUGAUUGCCUUGAGAGCUAUGUUUAAUUCACAAGGAAUCUGUAUGAUCUCUGUUUGUGUUUUAUCAUAUCUCUACAAUUGCGAACGUUCCUUCCGCAUCCCCUGUUCCGGAGAUGGAUAUAGCCCUCUCGAAACCUAACUGUUAGAGUCCACACCCCCCCCCCCCCCAGUAUGUAUAUCUUGACAGAAGGGAAAUGUCAAUAUCUCAUGGGAACUAGAAGCUGCUUAGGACUUGAAAGACGAGUAGAGUCUGAACCAAUCUAAUCCAUUCAUUUAAGCGUAAGAACUAGUUAAAAAAAUAAAUUUAUUUAUUUUUCGGCUAUUUUAUAUCAUUCAAAUCCUUUCUGCGGACGUUUUACUUACUGUUGCAUCAUCUGAUUCAUGAAUCACAUGCAGGUAUUUUGGAGACAUGUAGUUAAGAGCCAUGGGUUAAAUAUAUCAGUCAGCAGAUUGGUUAAAUAGUGGAUUAGAAUAGAAAACAGCUAAAUCGAAGCAAACCAACAAGCUGCAAAAUUGAAGUAUCAGCAGAUAAAACGAACAAGAGCAUAAGCUGCUUUCCAUUCUAAAACAUUAGAGGAAACUUUUGUAGAAGAAACAUGCAGAUGCCUGAUCUCUUCAAUAAUAACUGGGGACUAUGAUGAAAGAGGUGCUACCAUUGCCCUGACAGUUGCAUCAGAAAUAAGAAGUGCAUUGCUGUGAUGAGACUUUGCUGGUGUAGGUCAUGCCCUUGAGCCUAUGGACCAGGGUAUCAAAACAAAGCUCUCUAUCCUCUUCAUGUACAACUUAAGGGACUAAUUGAGAAAACAUACAUUGAAAAUAUAAAUGUACAUGUGGUGUUGAAUGUUGGUUUGAAAGUGGCUUUUGAGCAGGAAUGUGGUUGAUCUAUUCAUUAUUAUCAACAGAUGAAUGAUGGUGACUGAUUGAUGCCUUCCUCUGACUGUAUCUCAGUUGAUAGAAUUAGAAUGAGUAUUACUAGCGUGGUGGUUCAGGCUGAUGUUGUUUGAUUAUGGUUGAGCAGAAGGCUUCUUCUUAAGCGUGUUGGAAAGAUGGGCUCAGCAAGCUGGCUCCAAUACAAAAAAUUAUAUCGGAGACUAUUAGGAAGGCUGGUACAUGGAAGCCUGUUAGGAAUGGAGAAAAAGUAGGUACAAAAACAGAUCGAAGUGGUCUUAUAGAACAUGAUAUGCAACAUGCACAUGUUGUCUAAAAAUAUCAAGUGAUCGUGACACAAAACUGGUGCACACAGAUGAGCUGGUGAGAUCGAUCACCAGCAUGAUCCCAACAUUUGGUUCUCACUACUGAUUUUAUUGAUGAAACCUGUUGUUGAGGAUACCCUAAUCAUUUAGAAAGAAAAGUUAUCUUAUAGAACAUCAUCAAGUUUGUUUCUCUUUGAUUCCUGAGAAAGCUGUUACAUGUAUGGUUAAUGCAUAUUAGGUAUGACGGUGGGUACAUGGAAACUAGGUUGUAUUUCGCAUGUCUAUUGCCUGAAAACUAGGCUGAUUGUUUGCUCAGAUGGCAUUUAUUCUCAUGCUUCCUUUGACAAAGCUCCUUAAUUCAUAAUACGCUUGUGCAUGUGUGAUUCAAUGAAUUGCAUCUACUUGAUGUAUAACUGGGAAUGAAUUUCAAGGAUGCAUAUUUGUGCUAAACCAAAAGGUUUGAAGCUUACUGCUAAACCAAAACUUGUAAGACUGUUCUUCAAUGGUUUCAGUAUUCCAUCUCUUUAUAAAAUCAUUUGUAAAGGAUAUUGGAAGUUACCAUAUUUUUAAUUUUCUGUGAACUAGAUUCAGCUGUGGGCAACAGACAUCCUUCUGUCAUUGUCAGUUUACUUGAGUUUUUACAGAGAAAAACCUACCACUGAUUACAAGACUAUUUUCAUUAAAGCUAUUGUUUUAUUCUGAUAUAAGCUUACAUAUUUUUCCAUUGAUCUCUCAGGUUAUGUUCAGAAAAUAACUACCCGGACGGACAUUGAUGUGAUGGAGAACUUAGAUAAUGGGAAGCCUCCUUGA
Molecule: messenger RNA, 5015 nt
Organism: Spirodela intermedia
Lineage: Eukaryota; Viridiplantae; Streptophyta; Magnoliopsida; Alismatales; Araceae
Source: the annotation of a GenBank genome assembly